AUGUCGCGCCACAAAAAUACAUACCGCCAUGGCUCUUACGUCAGUUUCACGGGCGGAGGGUCAGGCAAGGUGCCCAUGGUGUUCGCCGUGGACGUGCGCGAGAAUCGACGCCAACGAGCCCAGAUGGGACAGUGGGAGACGCCAUCCUACGAGGCAGCGAUCGCAUUUACUGAGCAUAGAACUCUCGAUCUCAUAACCGGAAUCAUGGAAAAUGCCGACGCCACGAUCCUCAGCGCGGGAAGCGUCAUGUCGCCCGCAGAGGUAACCAAGGCUAUGCGCGACUAUCACGUCAACGUGUUGACUGGUGACGGCAGUAGGAUCGCCCAGGUAGUCUGCCACAUCGCCAGUUUGCCCAGGGCAGAGCGCGCGCAUCACCCUCUCCAAGAUCAUCUACACCUCGGAGCCGCUCACAGUUCCGACAGCGCUGCCACCGACUUUCUCAUCGACACACGCGACAUCCACAUUGAGAUUUUGCCUCCCUCUGCCGCCUCCACGGGAAACUGUAGUUGCGACGGCGUCCUCUCCCUCCCCGACGGAGAAAUGGGCCUCAUAGUGCAGGCCUCCCUCCAGCGGCUCCACAACCCACUCGUCCGCUACGUCACAGGCGACAUCGGCUCCCUGCACACGGUUCCCGAUCACGUCGCAACGCAGAUCCCCGCCAGCGAGCGGAAGCACCUGCGUUGGGACAUGAUGUACUUCGACGUCGACAAGGUCGAGGCCAUCUUCGAAGCCCCCGAGUGUGGAAUCCUACAGUGGCAGGUCAUCCUCGGAGGGGCGGACGACGGCUCGCCCGUGGCGACACUGGAGGAGCUGGUCGACCGACUGAGGGGAUUCUGGAGCGUGUUGCCAGAAAAUGAGCAUUUGGUGCGGAUCGUCUUCGUGAAGGGGCUUGCGGAGUUUCAAACGAGUGCCACGGCGGGGAAGGUAAUUCGGUUUGUGGACCGAUGGCAUUAG
Molecule: messenger RNA, 954 nt
Organism: Aspergillus candidus
Lineage: Eukaryota; Fungi; Ascomycota; Eurotiomycetes; Eurotiales; Aspergillaceae
Exons: 5
Coding region: 1-954 (317 amino acids)
Source: RefSeq, a predicted model, not a curated record